Schistosoma rodhaini is the source of this 402-nucleotide messenger RNA. The record is from the annotation of a GenBank genome assembly. NCBI's taxonomy places the organism in Eukaryota, Metazoa, Platyhelminthes, Trematoda, Strigeidida, Schistosomatidae.
AUGUCACAACUACGUUCGUCAACAUCUUCAAUACCUUCUGACCUUCGAGUUGAUUUGAGUGAAAUAGUGGAAGAUCUGCUAGCCUUUCACUAUGAUGAUAUCUGUUCUUCGUUGUCGGAUAACUCUGGUUUCCCUGGUCCUAAUAGUUCUACUAGCACACUGGCAACUAGUGGAUCAAAUACUGCUGAUCUGGUUCGUCGAAUUAAUCGCAUACGUUCGAAUAUACAACGCGCUCAAGAAGCAGCCCGCAAACUUAGUACCUGUGAUCUGGAUAUCCCUGCUCAAGAAAAACUACUGCUAGCUGUUGCGAAUUCUUGUGUUACCAAACGCCACUUAGCAUGUUUGUUAAAAACAGAGCUUGACAAGUUAUCUACUAAGGACUCUGACUGUUACUUUGAGUAG